Molecule: messenger RNA, 3236 nt
Organism: Hordeum vulgare subsp. vulgare (domesticated barley)
Lineage: Eukaryota; Viridiplantae; Streptophyta; Magnoliopsida; Poales; Poaceae
Product: probable LRR receptor-like serine/threonine-protein kinase At3g47570
Exons: 2
Coding region: 18-2261 (747 amino acids)
Biological process (GO): protein phosphorylation
Molecular function (GO): protein binding; protein kinase activity; ATP binding
Source: RefSeq, a predicted model, not a curated record
CUAAUGAGAUCGGCGACAUGCAGUCGCUACGUGUUGUACAGCUAUACAACAACAGCCUCACUGGAAAUAUCCCAUCAUCACUCGGGAACCUCACCCGGUUAACCAUCUUGUCCCUGGCAGCUAACCAUCUCGGGGGAUCCAUUCCCGAGGGCAUUGGGAACAAUCCACAUCUCGGGUUCCUUCAGCUGGCCAUGAAUAACCUCUCAGGUUUGCUUCCUCUUUCGCUGUACAACCAGUCAUCCCUGUACGGACUUUGUGUGAUGAGCAACAACCUACACGGCCAUUUACCAACUGAUAUGGGCAGAAGCCUUCCAAGGAUGCAAAGUUUUUUGUUUGGGGUCAACCAAUUCACCGGAGUUGUGCCUCCAUCACUAAGUAACAUGUCCGUACUCCAGCUUUUUGAUGUUUCAAGUAAUGAAUUUGGUGGAGUUGUCCCUUCGGCAUUGGGUGCAUUGCAGGAACUUCGAUGGUUUAGCCUAACUCGGAACAAGUUUGAGGCACACAAUGAGCAAGAAUGGAAGUUCCUUACUUCUUUGACAAACUGCAGCAUGUUGCGGCAUAUGUCUAUAGAACAAAACAGGUUCUCCGGGCAAUUACCAACCUCAUUGUCUAACUUGUCCACAAACAUCCAACAUCUAAAUAUUUUUAACAACAGCAUAUCUGGUAUUAUCCCAUCGGAUAUUGGAAAUUUGAUAGGUCUCGAGGUGCUUGUUCUUGCUGGCAACUUGCUCACUGGGGCCAUUCCUGAGAGCAUAGGGAAGCUUACACAAUUGAAGGAGUUAUAUCUGAGUUCUAACAACUUAUCAGGAUUUAUCCCCUCUUCCAUUGGAAACCUCACCAGUCUGUCUAGGCUUGGUGCAGGCAUCAACAGCUUGGAGGGACCGAUUCCAUCAAGCAUUGGAAAAUUGACCAAACUUUCAUUGCUAGAUAUAUCCACAAACCAUCUUUCUGGCUCAAUCCCGAACAAAAUUAUGCUAUCAUCAAUCUCAAUAUAUUUGGAUUUGUCUUAUAACUUGCUUGAGGGACCUCUUCCUUCAGAAGUUGGAAAUUUGGUAAAUCUCGGGCAGCUUCUUCUAUCCGGGAACCAACUGUCUGGUAAAAUACCUGCAACCAUUGGUGGCUGUGUAGUCCUUGAAACCCUCUUGCUGGAUCGCAAUUCAUUCCAAGGAAACAUCCCUCGCAGUUUGAAGAACAUAAAAGGGCUUACCAUACUGAAUUUGACAAACAACAAACUGAACGGCAGCAUCCCAGGGGACCUGAGCAGUAUUACCAGCUUGCAGGAAUUGCACCUUGCACAUAAUGAUCUAUCAGGGUCAAUCCCUGAACUCCUAGGUUGUUCAACAUCGCUGCUCCACCUCGACAUAUCCUUCAACAGUUUACAAGGUGAGAUACCAAAAGAAGGGAUUUUCUGGAAUUUAACUGGACUAUCAAUUGUUGGCAACAAUGAGUUAUGUGGUGGAAUGCCACAGCUUCAACUGCGAAAAUGCCAAAGCUCCAAGAAAGGCUUGCCAAAGUCUCCGAGAAUAAUUGUCCCUACAACAGGAGGUAUCCUGGUCUUACUUGCAGCUCUUCCUUUAGUUGGAUUUCUGUACACAAAAUUGAAGUCUGGGUUGAGGAAAGAACUACCGUCACCUCAGACAACCAUGAGUGACCUUCCAAUGGUCUCAUACAACGACAUACUCAAAGCAACGGAUGGGUUUUCAGAAGCCAAUCUUCUCGGGAAGGGAAGAUAUGGUACUGUAUACAAAGGUACUCUAGAGAAUUUUGUUGCGGCCAUUAAGGUCUUUAAUCUGCAGCAAUCUGGAUCCUACAAAAGCUUCCAGGAUGAAUGUGAGGCACUAAGAAGAGUUAGGCACCGUUGCCUUGUAAAGAUCAUCACAUGUUGUUCAAGCAUCAAUCACCAAGGCCAAGACUUCAGAGCACUAGUCUUCGAGCUCAUGCCUAAUGGCAGCUUAGACCACUGGAUCCACCCAGAUAUUGAAAGCCAAAACAGUAACAGAACACUCAGCUUGUCACAGAGGUUGGAUAUCGCUGUUGACCUCGUGGAUGCUUUAAACUAUCUACACAAUGGUUGCCAACCUUCCAUUAUCCAUUGCGAUCUCAAGCCAAGCAAUAUUCUUCUCACUGAGGACAUGAGGGCUCGUGUUGGGGAUUUUGGCAUUGCUAGAAUUCUAAAUGAAGUCACAAGUGAAGCUUCUGCAAGUUCCCUUAGCUCCAUCGGAAUAAGAGGAUCCAUCGGAUAUGUUGCUCCAGGUAACUGAAUAUGCUCCCCCUGUGCUUCACAUGAUCACAUAUAAUUAGAUAUAUUUUCAUGAAAUAACUUCUGUGCAUACCUGUUUAUAAUCUGAACUGUUUCAAUCCGUUGUAGAAUAUGGAGAAGGGCUUUCGGUAUCAACUUAUGGUGAUGUGUACAGCCUCGGGAUCACCUUGAUCGAGAUGUUUACAAGAAGGUACCCGACAGACGAUAUGUUCAGAGAUGGGUUAGCCCCAGCAAGUCUUCCUGCGAAUGUCAUGAAAAUAGCAGACUCCAACAUCUGGCUGCAUGAUGAAGCAAACAAUAGCACUAAUACUGAAAAUGUAACCAGAGCCGAGGAGUGUUUGGCUGCCAUCAUCCAACUUGGUGCCCUAUGCUCGAAGCAAUUGCCUAGAAAAAGAAUGUCAACAAGUGACGCUGCUGAGGAGAUGCAUGCUAUCAGAGAUGCCUACCUCAGUAAUCAGUGAUUAAUUGAUGUCAGAUCAUAUGAACAAACCACUACCAUAUGCUGAUUAACAAGGGUUCUCUGAAUUUAUUCUUGAAUCUGUAUUAUAUUGUGAUUUAAACUAUGAGCUGGUACUGUGUUAACGAACAAAAAAUAUCACUACCAGAUGAGGUGCUGUAAAAAGGUUCUACAUGAGCACAUCACUAGACAUAACUGACUCAGUUCUCCAGAGUUACCUUUUGUUGCAUUUCCAACCCCCUUUGUUGAAGCACUGUCCCUCGUUGACUCAGCUUCUUGCUGCAACUUCAGGUUUGGUGCUAUUUCAAAGGGAACAACUUCAGGUUCAGUUCUAUUUCAUAGGGAACGAGCACCGAACCUUCCUUUUCCCCUAAAAUUUUUCCAGCACAAGUUCUACGCAAACAGACACCUGUUCAUUCUCCACUAUCAGCUUCUCUUUUCUUCUUACAGAAGGCAUAGAAAAAUUACUCCAUUUCUUUCCACAUUCUUACGCAUAAUUAAUCCACACUUAUUGGGCCU